GUGAAGGCGGGGUUUCUAGACGGCCCGGCCCGGCCCGUAGGCUUCCAGGGGCGGGACUUCCUGUCGAGCAACCCCGUUACCUCCGGAAAAGCCGAGACUUCGACCCCGGCAGUUGAGCAUCGCGGUGCGCUCACGCGAGAAGAUGUCAGACCCUUGGCAGGAGUGCAUGGACUAUGCGGUGACCCUCGCAAGACGAGCUGGAGAGAUGAUUCGGGAAGCUCUGAAAAAUGAGAUGAAUGUCAUGAUUAAAAGUUCUCCAGCUGACUUGGUAACAGUCACCGACCAGAAAGUUGAAAAGAUGCUCCUCUCUUCUAUAAAGGAAAAGUACCCAUCUCACAGUUUCAUUGGGGAAGAAUCUGUGGCAGCUGGGGAGAAGACUGUCUUCACAGACAAGCCCACGUGGAUCAUUGACCCUAUUGAUGGAACGACAAACUUUGUACAUAGGUUUCCCUUUGUAGCUGUUUCAAUUGGCUUCGUUGUAAAUAAACAGAUGGAGUUUGGAGUUGUGUAUAGCUGUGUGGAAGACAAGAUGUAUACUGGCAGGAAAGGAAAAGGAGCCUUUUGUAACGGUCAGAGGCUUCAGGUCUCCCAACAGGAAGACAUUACCAAAUCACUCUUGGUGACUGAGUUGGGCUCAUCCAGGAAGCCAGAGACUUUACGCACUGUCCUCUCCAACAUGGAAAAGCUUUGCUCCAUUCCCAUCCAUGGCAUCCGGAGUGUUGGAACAGCUGCUGUUAAUAUGUGCCUUGUGGCAACUGGAGGAGCAGAUGCAUAUUAUGAAAUGGGAAUUCACUGCUGGGACAUGGCAGGAGCCGGCAUCAUUGUCACCGAAGCUGGUGGAGUGCUGAUGGAUGUGACAGGUGGACCAUUUGAUUUGAUGUCGCGGAGAAUAAUUGCUGCAAACAAUAAAGCAUUAGCUGAAAGAAUAGCCAAAGAAAUUGAGGUAAUACCUUUACAAAGAGACGACGAAAGUUAGCUGGCACUCCGUCACACGUGCUGGCCCUGCUGUUUGAAAUGUAUGACAUGUCUGAGGUCACUGAUUUCAAUUUGUCUUUGAGGUCCUGAUUUGAAAAUGGGAACAUGUUUUAAAGAUGGCUUAUGCAAAAUUAGAUGGAAUAUUUGACUGUUGAAAGAAAAUUUGCAUGUAAGACUGUCUUGGAGAAAAUACACAGGAAGCAUAAUUAAUGAGCUAGCCAUUGAAUAACCACCAGUCCCCAUGACCCCCUUAGAUUUUAAUAUACUAUUUAUAUGCACAAUUCUCAAUUAGAAAGUUUUCUUUUUUGUAAAAGUGUUUUUCUUUGUUCUAAAAGCCAUACUUAAUUAAGUUUGUAAGACUAUAACAAGCAGAGAGCCCUCUUGUUUUAGUGAUCAGUAUAAUUCUACACCUGGCACAGUACCUGACAAACAGUAGGUGGUCUAAAACGACCACCUUACAGUGAGUCCCAGAAGCUGCAGUUCCUGCUCCUCAUGGGUACAUAAUGAGAUGACCGUUAUGUAUCUUGCUUCCUGUUUGGAAGUAAAAGUUACCUCACUGUCCUUUUUGUGUUUCAUAUCGCCAUGCCAUUUCAUAGGAUCAUCUUGCCAGAGUGCAGCUAGUAUACUACUGUAUGCUGUAGGUUCUGCCUAAAGUCUGUGUGCUGGAGAGGAGAUUUCACAGAAAUCUUUUGUGUCUGGUGUAGUUAGUUACAGUGUAAUGUUGUACUAAGUGUAGUAUUCACAUUCAUUACUUAAACUGGUUUUGGCUCUGCUGACAGAUGUAUUGUGGCACAUGUAUUAAUGGUGAACUUUUUGAUUUCUUUCCAAACUCCUUGCUUAAUUUUAUCACUACUGUCUAUGUAUUCUAUAAGGUUCUUGGGCCUCUCAAACUCAAGAAGAAAAAUGAAUGGUUCCUAUUCCUUUUUAAAGGAUUAAUUUAUUGCCUAGCCUUGGCCCUUGGAUAUGAACAAAUAUUUUGUUCUUAGUAUGUUUGGACCUUGCAUUUGAUAAAAUGAAAUGUUCUUGUAAGUUUCAAGGCAGUAAACAUUUUAUUGUUGGAUGAUUUAAUAGAUUAAAUCUCUAUGAUACUCUGAUUUGGGCACUGUAAUUAAUGGAUUUCUGCUGUUAACUACAUGAUUUAAAGCAUCACAUAACAUGUAAAUUCUAUUAUAAGACAGGUUGUUUUUAUAAUUAAAUUUAUUUUAAUUAAGACUA
Molecule: messenger RNA, 2190 nt
Organism: Mesocricetus auratus (golden hamster)
Lineage: Eukaryota; Metazoa; Chordata; Mammalia; Rodentia; Cricetidae
Gene: Impa1
Product: inositol monophosphatase 1
Exons: 9
Coding region: 143-976 (277 amino acids)
Biological process (GO): signal transduction; inositol metabolic process; phosphatidylinositol phosphate biosynthetic process
Molecular function (GO): inositol monophosphate 1-phosphatase activity
Source: RefSeq, a predicted model, not a curated record